This is a messenger RNA of Striga asiatica, 1185 nucleotides long. The record is from the annotation of a GenBank genome assembly. NCBI's taxonomy places the organism in Eukaryota, Viridiplantae, Streptophyta, Magnoliopsida, Lamiales, Orobanchaceae.
AUGUCUCUUUCUCUCACCAAUUCAAAGUUAUCUCUCUCUCUCUCCCCAAUUCAAUUCUCUCUCUCACAGACACGCACACACACCGAAACACACACAACCCCACACACACACCUCGCCGGCCACCACAACCAGUUCCGCCGCAGCCGCCGACUUCCUCCGCCGCUGUCGCCCACCGUCCAGUCGUCGCCGUUUUUCUUCAACCUCGCCGGAGUUUUCGAUUCCGUCUCUCAAUUUCGUCACGAAUCUCAAGGGGGACCGUCGCCGAUUUUCAGAGGUCGAUACAACACCUCUUCCACCACCCCCGCGCCGCCGAUUUCGCCCCUCUAUGUUGUGGUUCGCCUCAGUUUUGCUGGCGGCGGCGGCACAUCCACAGGGUGCAGCGCCGCCUGCACGGAAGGGCUCGUCGGAAUGAGAGAUCGCGGACAGCUUGCCGGAGUUGCUGGGUCGUCGUGCAGGGAGGAGACCUAUCGGAGGUUGCUGGCGCCGGAAGUUGCUGCGGCGAAGAGAAGCAAUGGCGGCCGCGGGCUGAGCGGGGCUCGCGGAGGAGCAGCGGAUGUAGAUCCUCUGAGGUCAGAGAAUUGUGAGGGUAAAGGGGAGGAGGUUAGGUGGAUGGGUGAUAAGGAUGUCUCAGAUGAAGAUCGGAAUGAUUCUCAACUCAUGGACACUAUUGUCCAAUCAGCCACUAUAGGUGGGAGGAAGGCCAAUUUGGGGGGUGGAUGCGGGCAUCAGAGGGAUUGCUGGGACAAGGCUAGCAUAAUAGAAGUUCCUCCUAUGGACAAACUAGAGAACCUGGCCCUUUCAAUACUAACAGCAAGGCCCAAGGGAAAGAAGAUACAAGGAUUAAUGGGACAGAAGGUGAACUCUGGUUCUUCUCAAAUGGGAGAGGGUGCUUCUUCAGCCUUGGGUAAGGGCGAUUUGGUGUUGUAUGAUGUUGCACAACAGAGCAGAACCUUAUGGGUGAUUGCUGAAGAAACAACUCAGAUAGGAGGUAUGGAGGCUGAUCAGAUAGGGACAGUAGCUAUUGUACCUAUGGGGGAAGAGAACCUUCAUAUAAAAAAUGAAGGGAAGACUGGUAACUCCAAGAGGACCUGGAAGAGGAUUCAUCCUAAAGAAGGAAGGCUCAUUAGAGACUGUGGGGUAGUUAUCAAAAAGAGAAUCAGGGCUAUGAAGAAGAUGGGAUUUUGA